This is a messenger RNA of Trichomycterus rosablanca, 2802 nucleotides long. RefSeq names its product nucleosome assembly protein 1-like 1 (gene nap1l1). Gene Ontology annotation, cellular component: chromatin; nucleus. Gene Ontology annotation, biological process: nucleosome assembly. The record is from RefSeq and is a predicted model, not a curated record. The transcript is spliced from 15 exons. The coding region runs from base 405 to 1583 and encodes 392 amino acids. Gene Ontology annotation, molecular function: histone binding; chromatin binding. NCBI's taxonomy places the organism in Eukaryota, Metazoa, Chordata, Actinopteri, Siluriformes, Trichomycteridae.
GACUGAAUCUGCUUUUAUCUGAUGGAUUCACACUGUAAUCAGACUCUAAAUCUGACCCCACAUGGUCCUUCAUGCCUCGGACCUGCUCCUGAUACUCCAGUGUCUAAUUCAUUAGGAUCAUCAGAUUCACAGCAGAUUUAGAUAUGCUCAAUUCCCUCCUGCACUCUGGAGCUCUCUACAUCUCUGGCUGUGGAGGUUCUCUUCUGACGAGUCUCGGUGUGCUGGAGGACCACGCUACUCUCUCUAGCACUCCUGUCCAGCUGGUCAUGUGACUUCCUUCCCUCUGACACGGCUAAUGGUGUCUUCUCAGUUUUUAAGAUGGCCUCUCGAACUGUCCGUCUCCAGCAGAACCCUGUAGAUGUACUUUGAGUUUAAAUGUGAAGCAGGUACAUCAGAGAACCAUCAUGGCAGAUCUAGAUAAUAAAGAGCAGACUGAGCUGGAUCAGGCCGAUAUGGAGGACGUUGAAGAGGUGGAGGAAGAAGAAACUGGAGAGGACAGCAAAGCUCGACAGUUGACGGUUCAGAUGAUGCAGAAUCCUCAGAUCCUGGCAGCACUGCAGGAAAGACUCGAUGGACUGGUGGGUUCUCCAUCAGGAUACAUCGAGAGUCUACCUCAGGUGGUGAAGCGGCGGGUGAACGCUCUGAAGAACCUGCAGGUGAAGUGCGCUCACAUCGAGGCCAAGUUCUACGAGGAGGUGCACGAGCUGGAGAGGAAGUACGCCGCGCUCUACCAGCCUCUCUACGACAAGCGCAGUGACAUCAUCAAAGCAUCGUAUGAACCCACAGACGAGGAGUGCGAGUGGAAACAGGCUGAUGAGGAGGAGCUAUCAGAUGACCUGAAGGAGAAGGCGAAGGUGGACGAGGAGAAGAAGGACGAGGAGAAGGAGGAUCCUAAAGGAAUCCCAGAGUUCUGGCUGACCGUGUUUAAGAACGUGGACCUGCUCAGUGAGAUGGUGCAGGACCACGACGAGCCCAUCCUCAAGCACCUACAGGACAUCAAGGUCAAGUUCUCAGAUGCAGGGCAGCCCAUGAGCUUCAUGUUAGAGUUCCUCUUCGAGCCCAACGAGUUCUUCACAAACACGGUUCUCACCAAAACCUACAAGAUGAGAUCAGAACCGGACGAGUCGGACCCCUUCUCAUUCGACGGUCCUGAGAUCAUGGGCUGCACGGGGUGCACGAUCGACUGGACCAAAGGCAAGAACGUCACCAUGAAGACCAUAAAGAAGAAGCAGAAGCACAAGGGCAGAGGAACCGUCAGGACGGUCACCAAAACUGUUCCAAACGAUUCCUUCUUCAACUUCUUCUCUCCUCCUGAAGUACCAGAGAGCGGUGAGCUGGACGAGGACUCGGAGGCGAUCCUGGCGGCUGAUUUUGAGAUCGGACACUUUAUUCGUGAACACAUCGUACCUCGUGCUGUGCUCUACUUCACUGGAGAAGCUAUCGAGGACGAUGAUGAUGAUUACGACGAGGAGGGAGAGGAGGCUGAUGAUGAGGAGGGAGAGGAGGAAGCUGAUGAAGAAAACGAUCCCGACUACGAUCCCAAGAAGGACGCGAACCCUCCUGCAGAGUGUAAGCAGCAGUGAUGGAUGCUGGGACGUACCUGUAUACCCCCCCCCCCUCCUCCAGACUCCCGCUCUUACAGCCUUAUGUUUUCUAUUCUCUCUCUCUGUUGGUAGAGUUAUUACACUUACUGACUUUCUUACACUCGUUCAUUCAUUCAUCAUAAAUAAAUACUCACUCACUCACCCACCCACAGACUCACCCACUCAGUGAUGGAACAUUCCAGACUCAUCAUCACCUCCACUCUUCUACAGCUUCAGUCAGGAUCAAACAUCACACAUCAAACAUUCCUGCUCCCUGAUUGGCUGUUAGAGCGACCAUAGACCGAUCCGAGAGCCGAGGGGCGGAGCUUACAGUACAUCUGAGGAUUGAGCCGAUCACAGAAUGGAACCCAGCACUCUGAUUGGCUGUUUUAGGCUCCGCCCACACACUAGCCUUUCGAUGCAGUUCAUGGUUUUCUACAGUAGCACUUCAGCCAAUCAGGUUGCAGCUCUGAAACGAUUCUAGCUCACUUCUAGUCCUUGAAUUGGUUCGUUCAUGACCAUUGGCUCCGCCCCAACUGUAGCCUUAUUGUGUACAGAACUAACGCCGCUCUCCGAUUGGCUGAAUUCACGACCUGUCGUUCUCGUAGCUGGGUGGUUUAGACUCCGCCCUCACCUGUUCUCUAAUCUGAUUGGUUGUGUGUUCUUGGGUUAAAGGUUCUAAACGGUUCCAGAGAUGCGUUUGGUUGUUUCCGUUUCCUGAUUGGCUGCACGUUCCGAGUGGUCAGUCCUGCUGUUUUGUGAUUGGUUGAUUUCUGAUUGACGAGUUUGAAUAGCACUUUUGAUAGCUUAGCAGAGUUUAGGAUUGUAGUACUGAAACUUCUCUGAUUGGCUGAGUAUGGGUCUGUGAUUUAGGCUCCGCCCACAUACUCGUCAUGAAGGAGUUCUGUACGGUUUAAGAACUUCCUGUUGUGUAGCACUUGUACUGACGGGAACGGUUCUGCUCUCUGAUUGGCUGAAUCCUGUUAAACAAGACUGUUCAGUGAUCUAGUUGAGGACGCUUUCUGCUCUGUGAUUGGCUGAAUCCUGACGGACCCCCCCCCCCCCCCCUUACAGUAGCAGACCCCCCACAGUGAGUGUAUGGGUGUGUUCCUCCUGACUGAAUGAAUGAAUGAGGGUGAAUUAAUCUUCCACUCAUCACUAAUGUAUCAGACUCGGUGUGUUCAGUAUAAUAAUAAUAAUAAUAAAGAGAUGAAACCUU